This is a messenger RNA of Cyclopterus lumpus (lumpfish), 6649 nucleotides long. RefSeq names its product zinc finger MIZ domain-containing protein 1-like. Lineage: Eukaryota; Metazoa; Chordata; Actinopteri; Perciformes; Cyclopteridae. The record is from RefSeq and is a predicted model, not a curated record. The coding region runs from base 348 to 3665 and encodes 1105 amino acids. The transcript is spliced from 24 exons. Gene Ontology annotation, molecular function: zinc ion binding; SUMO ligase activity. Gene Ontology annotation, biological process: protein sumoylation; regulation of transcription by RNA polymerase II.
UCUGACACUUCAACUUGCCGUGCUCUACGGUAGUUGAUUCAGUCAGUCACUCACACCGUCUCCGGGGCUCUCGCGUCGUCUUUGUGAAGUGAAGGCAGCGAGAGAGAGAGAGAGAGAGAGAGAGGAGCGCCGUAAACACGAGGUUUGGAGAAACAAUACGCGGAUUUUGCCACUGAGGUCCGAGCUUAAGAAUCACCGCUUAAGGAGGGGUCAGCAAAAGACCGUGCGUGAGGAAUACAUGAAGGGCGGUGUGGGGGAGGGGGCGGCCACCACAGCGGCAGUACCACCGAGGUCAAAGUUCACACAGAGUACAGAACCUUUAAUGGUGUCCCGGUAGAGGCAUCAAGAUGAACACGUUACCAUCAAUGGACCGGCACAUCCAGCAGACCAAUGACAGGCUGCUGUGCAUCAAACAGCACUUACAGAACCCGGCCAACUUCCACUCAGCGGCCACAGAGCUGCUCGACUGGUGUGGAGAUCCCCGGGCCUUCCAGCGACCUUUCGAGCAAAGUCUCAUGGGAUGUCUGACGGUGGUGAGCCGCGUUGCGGCUCAGCAGGGGUAUGACUUGGAUCUGGGCUACAGGUUGCUGGCUGUGUGUGCUGCCAACAGGGACAAAUUCACUCCCAAGUCUGCAGAAACCAGCACCUGCAGGAGAUGUCAGAGUGACUCAGCCCUGCUGUCGUCGUGGUGCGAGGAGCUGGGUCGUCUCCUCCUGCUGCGUCACCAGAAGAGCAGGCAGAACGAACCGCAGGGAAAGGUUCCCAUGCAGCCCAGUAUGAACAGCAUGAAGCCCGGCCUCACACACAGUGAUGGAUCCUUUCCCUAUGACUCUGUCCCCUGGCAACAAAACUCCAACCAGCCCCCUGGGUCAUUGUCUGUGGUUACAACAGUGUGGGGCGUGACCAACACGUCACAGAGUCAGGUGCUAGGUAACCCAAUGGCAAAUAGCAAUAACCCCAUGAAUCCUGGAGGUAACCAAAUGGGAUCGGGUCUGUCUGCCAGCGCAGCAGGGCUCAACUCACCCCAGUUCAAUCCUCAGCAGCAACAGUUUCCAAACAAAGGAGGCUCCAACCAACAGUACAUGCAGCAGGGCAUGUACGGCAGGCCUGGUUACCCUGGAGGUCCUGGGGGAUAUAGUGGGAGUUACUCUGGAGGCCCAAACCCUCCUCAAGGAGGUAUGGGAUUGGGCUCCCACACACGUUCUCCUGGUGACUUCACUCAGCCAGCCGCCGCCGCAGCAGCCGCUGCUGUCGCUGCCGCUGCUGCUACGGCAACGGCCACAGCAACGGCAACGGUGGCAGCUCUGCAGGAAACCCAGAAUAAAGAUAUGAACCAGUAUGGACAGAUGUGUUCUUCGUUCCAAAUGGGCCCUUCGCAAACCUAUAAUAGCCAGUUCAUGACCCAGUCGGGCCCACGAGGCCCCCCUGGUGGUAUGAAUCCCGCCAGCAUGGGUUCACCGAUGAACAACCCUAAUAUGAGUGGACCUCCAAUGGGCAUGAGUCAGGCUCGAACCCCAGGCAUGGUUCCUUUUGGGGCUCACGGUCAAAGGAUGCCUCAGCAGGGGUAUCCCGGAGGGCCUCGACAGGGCAUGCCCAUGCAGGGGAUGAAGAGGCCAUAUCCUGGGGAGGCAAGUUACGUGGGUCAGCAGUACGGACCGAACGGUCAGUUCCCACCACAGCAGGGACAGUACCCCACAUCAAACGCCUCCAGGCCGCUGUCAUCUCCUAGCUACCCCGGCCAAAGGAUGCCAGGGCAGCAGGUCCAAGGGCAAUACCCACCUGGCAUGCCCAUGAGCCAGUACUACAAGCAAGAGCCCUUCAAUGGUCAGAGCACCAACUUCUCUGGAGGCGGAUACUCCUACGGCCAAGGCAAUGGGCCCCCCAGGCCUGUUAACUACCCCCACUCCCCGGUCCCUGGAAACCCUACACCCCCUAUGACCCCAGGAAGUAGUAUCCCUCCAUACCUGUCGCCAAACCAGGAUGUGAAGCCCCCGUUUCCACCUGACAUGAAACCAAAUAUGACAACUCUUCCGCCCCCUCCAACUAACCCCAAUGAGGAGCUGCGGCUGACGUUCCCAGUUCGGGAUGGAGUGGUGCUGGAGCCGUUCCGCUUGGAGCACAAUCUGGCUGUCAGUAACCACGUCUACCACCUUCGACCCUCCGUCCACCAGACGCUCAUGUGGAGGUCAGACCUGGAGCUCCAGUUUAAGUGCUACCACCAUGAAGACAGGCAGAUGAACACCAACUGGCCCGCCUCCGUCCAGGUCAGCGUCAACGCCACACCCCUCACCAUCGAGAGGGGAGACAACAAAACCUCCCACAAACCCCUGCACCUGAAGCACGUAUGCCAACCUGGAAGAAACACCAUACAGAUAACGGUCACCGCCUGCUGUUGUUCCCACCUGUUUGUGCUGCAGCUGGUCCACAGGCCAUCUGUGCGAUCUGUCCUCCAGGGGCUCCUGAAGAAAAGACUCCUUCCUGCAGAACACUGCAUCACCAAGGUUAAGAGGAACUUCAGCAGCGUGGCAGCCUCUGCAGGCAGUACUACUCUGAACGGGGAAGACGGUGUGGAGCAGACAGCCAUCAAAGUGUCGCUGAAAUGUCCCAUUACCUUCCGACGCAUCCAGCUACCCGCACGAGGGCAUGACUGCAAACAUGUCCAGUGCUUUGAUCUGGAGUCCUACUUGCAGCUCAACUGUGAGAGAGGGACAUGGAGGUGUCCUGUGUGCAAUAAAACAGCAUUAUUAGAAGGUCUGGAGGUGGACCAGUACAUGUGGGGAAUCCUCAAUGCAAUCCAAAAUUCAGAGUUUGAGGAGGUCACUAUAGACCCUACAUGUAGCUGGCGACCUGUCCCCAUAAAGUCUGAGCUACACAUCAAAGAGGACCCUGACGGACCACUUGCCAAGCGCUUUAAGACCAUGAGCCCCAGUCAGAUGACCAUGCCCAAUGUAAUGGAGAUGAUCGCCCAGCUAGGGCCCGGGACAGGACCUGGACCUGGCUCUGUACUUGGUCCCAGCCCUUACCCCCCACACCCUAGCCAACAUCCUAGUGGCAACGGGGGAGAUUACCCCGGCAUAGGCAACAGUUACCACAGCCAAGGGAACUUUGACUUCCCUCAUGGGAACCCCUCUGGUUGUGGGGUAGGAGGAGGUGGAGGAGGUCCCCCCAUGAAUGACUUCAUCCAUGGCCCCCAGCUCUCCCACCCACCAGAUGGCCCUGGUGGUCUCCUCUCCCAGGACAAGCCCCUCAACCAUGGCAUUAAUGAUGCAAUGUCCCAUACCGAUCAGUCCCAUAACUCCAUGCAGCAGAGCUUGCAUGCGUCUCCCCACCCUGGCAGCCAUUCAGGGCCGCCCUUACAUCACAGUGGCCAGUCAGGGCCGCCGUUGCAUCACAGUGGCCAACCAUCGCAGCCCCCUCGCCAGUCGCAGCCUCAGCCACAUCAGCAACCUCAGCAGCCCGGGCAGAACAGUCACCCCCACAGCGAUCUGAACUUUAACCCUUCCUCAGAUGGGCAGAUGGGUCAGGGAGUCCAUGAUAUGCCUGAACCCUCCCUGGAUCUGCUUCCAGAGCUGGCCAACCCCGACGAGUUACUAUCAUACCUGGACCCUCCCGACCUUCCCACCAACAGCAACGACGACCUUCUCUCCCUCUUCGAGAACAACUAGCUCCUCUCCUCCCCUAGAAACCCUUCUGCACCGACAGGAGUCGUGAUGUGUUUGACUGUCCGUCCACAGGCACCUCACCGACCUCCUAUCGAUACUUCAAGCAGCUUCCUAUGCUCAUGCACACACACACAUACACAGUCUAUCAACAGAUAAUGUGUGACAUAGGAGUGCGGCUGAAAAGAGACGUCUGUUUGGGAACUCCAAGGGAGAGAGCAGGAACGCCACUCAUCCCCGCACUCCCUUUUUUCCUCGUGUAAAGAUUCCACGCACCAGUUCCACCGCCUUUGACUCGAAACACACCAUUUACAGCCAGCCAUGUUGGCGGGCACUAAAGUGAUAUAUAUAUAUAUAUAUAUAUAUAUAUAUAUAUACACAUACACAUAUAUCUAUAUACAUAUAGAUAUAUAUAUAUAUAUAUAUAUAUAUUAUAUUUGUGACUUUUUAACAGAAAACUGUGCAGCUAUAAUCAUCAUGUGUAAACAACACAGAGGAGACAGGAGCCUUUGUGGGCUUUAGGAAAAGUGUUGUAGCUUUGUUUUUUUAUUAUGAUUUAUUUUUGUGAAAAAAAAACCAUUGUCUUGUAUGAAUGUUUUUAUCCUAUUUGAAAUGUGUUCUUCCAAAAUGUUGGCACAUGCCAUCAUGCCCUUUGACUCCCAGACUUGACUCUGUGUGUGAGCGUGGUGAAAUGUCAACAGAGGAAAACGAGCGCACUUUGUGCAAUGUAGUGUGUGCGAGUGUGAGUGUGAGUGUGCGUGCGUGUGCGUGCGAGUGUGAGUGUGUGCGUGUGUGCAUGGUGUGUGUGUGUGUGUGUGUGUAUGUUUACAUGUCCUCUUUUGUUUGCCUGCGAGUGUACGUGAAAGACCGCGGGGAGAGACAGUUCGAGACGGAGGAGGGAAGAAAUAUAUUGAAUGGAAGAAAGAUAACACAAUCCACUUUAAGAGCUGUCUCAGUACUUUUUGUCCAGUCUGUAGUCGUUCUUGUGUAUUUAUUGUAAUGUUUCGCUCUUCCUCAUCAAAUUCAGCACCAUUUUGUCCACAAGUGCAUGUGUGCCAAUGGCUCCUGUUGUCUUUGUCCAGCCUAAACGUGCUUGAUCAAAUCAUUUACUCUCUUGUUUUUAUAUUUAUUAUUUCAUUUCAAAUUCAUCCGUUUUCUUUUUCUCUUUUUUUUUAUUGUCGUCCUUUUUUACGUGUUUAAUUUUCGUCCCACAUUGAAAUUAAUCAGAUACACAUCACCAAAGUUGUCCUAUGCUUUUUGUAAGUGGUUGGACCUGGAUAUUAUGUUGAUGCAAGAGCAAGAUUUCAACGUCCUUCAGACAUCUACAGAAGUUUUUAAAUCACUGUGUUUUAUAAAAGCGUCUGUGUGAUUGUUCUGAUCUUUCCUUUUGUCGUUUUGUUACUGUUGAACUGCAUCUUUUUGGGAAAAACAUCCUGCAUGAUCCAACAGUGUUUCCGGAGCUGUUGUAUAUACCCGUUGUGAAUACUUUGUGACUGUACAGUACUGUACCUAUCUAUUACUGACAACUACAUGGUACUGUAUGUCUGUCAAGGACUACGCACACUCACACACACACACACACACACACACACACAGAAACCCUUCUUAAACAGUCCAAUAUUGUAACAAAUUGAUCCAAAUGCACUCUCACUGAACUCUUAUUGAGUAUCUGUGUAUUGUUUUUCAUUACCCUGUGACAAUGCAUCAGUGAAAAGGAAUAUUCAGAUCGCUCAGCAGGAAAGUUAUCAUUUUUCUUUUUCUUUUCUUAAGUAUACAAAUUGGUCAGCUUUAAAUUGUUUUUCUGUCUAAAAGAUUGUUAAUGCAGCUUAGAGGUCCAAAUUUCUCAAAAAAAUGAUUCACGUGAUAUCAUUGGAACAAGUGACCUCGUCCUCUUUAUUUAAAGUGAGAAUGUGCAAAAUGUCCUCUUGAUUGUUUUGAGGCCUGAUUAUACGUUUUUGAUAACAUUACCUAACUCAAAUUUGGGAAUUGUGGAUUUUCAUCACAUUUGAUCUUGUUUUAAGUUUAUAUUGUUGUCCACUGUUUUAAGUAAUUUGGUUUACACAGUUUUAUGCAGUACAUUCAAUUAAUUUAAAACAUACUGUAUGUUAUUGGACAAAAGUUCCCCCAUUUGAGAUUUGUAAACCAUUUGAAGAACCAAAUAUGGAUUUACUGAUCUUUAAAACUGAUCAAAUCACCUGCAAAUAACACAGUUGAAGGAUCAGAUGUUGUAUGUGUUUGUUUAUAUGUUUGUUGAAGACAAUGCACUGCCGCAUUGGGAUGUUUUAUUUCCCUACACAGUGUGUAACUGUAACUGCAACCUUUCACAAAAUCACGUCUACUAAUUUGAGCGACACAAAUUGUACUGUCUGAUUGCAGACACUUGAAAUUGAGUCGAGGAUUUAAAAGAGAAUGCAAUUAAUGUUGUACAAUGGAAUUUUGGGGGAGAACCCGUCCUGUUUGCAUAACGAGGGGAGGUUGUGGCAAAGGGGCGGGGGCGGGGAUGUAAGAGAUACGUGUAUAUAAUGUAAAUGACAAAUAGAGACACGUUAACAGAAAUGUAUUCAUUUUCUCCAGGGGGAGUGUGCAUAGUGUAUUUAGAAUUUGUAAAGCUUGCAUCCUCCUGUCAGACAUUGAAUUGGCAAAAUGAGUCUGUGUUCGAUUGCGUCUGUGCAGACCUCUCUAAUCACGCCUGUUCAUUUAUGGAAGAUACUUUAUGUACCCCUGCACAUGGGGUUUCAAAGAAAAAAAGAAAUUUUUCCUUUGUGUAAUAUUAAACUUCUGUGUAUUUCUCUAUUACCUGUGUACUUUAUAAAGGUGCUACAAAAUUAUUAAAACCAUUUGAGGUAUAAUUGGGACUUGGAGACCUUGAGCUUUUAGUGGCUCUCAAGGGUUGUUUCCAAAUUUUGUAAAAAGAAUUGUCAAAUUUAUAAUUUUUAUGCAAUUUGGAAAAAUAUGCUAUAAAGGUACAAUCUGAAGUGAUUGGCACAGCU